GGAGGAGAUGUAAUGAGUCUGGUAUGGGCAGCUCAGAGCAGGAAUCACUCAUUCUGCUUGUAUCUGCUCUGAGCUGCUUCAUCCUGACUGCAACAACAGGUUCAACGCUGCAAAAUCUGAAAAUGCUGGACCUGUCUGCCGCAUUACUUCUUGUCCUGGCUGCUCUCCCUUGCCUCCAGGCAAAUGAUAUUGCAGAUAGCGAUAAACAGUUUUAUUAUGACUACGAAUCCCUGAAGAUUGCAGGACUGAUAAUGGCUGGGGUGCUCUGUGCUUUGGGCAUUAUUAUUUUAAUGAGUGGAAAAUGCAAAUGUAAAUUCAACCAAAAGAAUGACCGAAGGAAUCGAGCACAGGAACCGCAAAUAAUCACUCCAGGGACCGCCAGUCAUUGCUAAGAGAUCUUCUGCUUAAUGAAGGAUUUUGUAACUCCAUGCAUUCGUUUUCCUGGUCUCUCAUGACAUCCAACACCUGCCCCUCUCCCUUGUUUAUAUAAAAUAUGUAUAUUUUUUGUUUU
Molecule: messenger RNA, 511 nt
Organism: Pelobates fuscus (common spadefoot toad)
Lineage: Eukaryota; Metazoa; Chordata; Amphibia; Anura; Pelobatidae
Gene: FXYD3
Product: FXYD domain containing ion transport regulator 3
Exons: 8
Coding region: 24-392 (122 amino acids)
Biological process (GO): regulation of sodium ion transmembrane transporter activity
Cellular component (GO): membrane
Molecular function (GO): sodium channel regulator activity
Source: RefSeq, a predicted model, not a curated record